CUUUUAUUUUGAAGGGCACAGUAUGUUUAACACGGAAGUGCGCUGUAAGAUGCUAAAAUUGUGUUUUUCGGUGUCGGGGCGCGUUUUUGAAGCAAAAUUGUAGCAAUGGCUUGGAAAAGUGAAGGUUCUCCUCUCCCUCUGGCCUCCUUGCACCUCCUGGUGCCUCCUGUCAGGCUGAUGUCCGCUUUCAUGUGGAAAGUUGUGAAGCACCACAACGUGCUGCAGUACGACAAGCUGGUGGAUUUCAUCGCUUUGGUGACAGAGAUCGUUCCAGACCUCCUGAAUCCGGAUCAGAAGGCUCAGCUCGUCCUGGGUCUCCGAGCGAGGCUGGUUCUGGAGUUAUGUCGUGGCGAUGGCUUAGCUAACUUGCUGAUCAUCCAAAGCCACUUGGAUAAAAUCUAUGCCUGCAGCGCUGAACUGAACUCAUCUCACCAUCUGAUGAGCGCCGAUGCACUAAAGGUUUUGUACACCAACUUUGCCGGUCUCGUCCAGAAGUUGUUGAAUGCACCACUGGAAAAGGAACGCUUCUUCCAGGAGGUUUUUUCUGCAAACUAUGGAUCUGCCUACAACCAACAACUGCAGCAGCUGGUGUCCAAGUUCCUGUCUAGGUUGGAGCAGCUGUUGCCCGUACCGGACUUGCAGCAGACAGCAGCGUGGCUGACCGAAACAUCUUCAACACAGGAACUGGGCCUUGAUCUGUCUCAACCUUUUGCCCUGGAGAGACUCCUGCUUCAUCACACACAGCUGGGAACUCUGAGCGAUGCUCCUUGCUGCGGUGAUGAUGUCAUCUUAUCCGUUCUGUCUCUUCCUGCUCAAACUGAAGCGGAGACGUUCUCCGAGACAUACAGCGAGAACGAGGAUUUCCAGAAUGAGCACGAAAUUCUGGUGGUGUUGGAGGAAGAAGGGUCACGUCAGAAUUCAGACGAUUGUUUUGAGGAGAACCAGUCAGGUCAUAAAAGUCCUCAGUGCUCGUUGACUCACCACCUGAAGAAGAAGCACCAAGUCGGUCCUGUUCAGAAAAAGAGAUCUUUGAGGAAAUCAACACGAGGGACUCAGCCAAAAAACAAAUACUUGAUCGCGGAUGAAAAGAAAGAACAAGAUGGAAAUCCGGAGAAACCAAAAAAGAGACUCAAGGAGAAACAGGAAUGCAGACAGAAAAAAGGAGACACGGAAAAUAAGAAGCGCGGGAAGCCAAAAGAGCCGAUGGGAGGUGACAGGCGGUUUCUGACAACGCGCCCCAUCAACAAAAACUUCACAGAAGAAGAGAUCAAAUGUCCAAAGUGUCAAAAGGUUUUUGAGCUUCCGAAUCAGCUGAAAACACACAUGAAGCUACACACGCUGCCGUAUCACUGCAGCCAGUGUGAGAAAGGAUUCACCAGCUCGUCAGGGUACUAUCAGCACCAGAGGCUCCACAGGAGAGGCCGGAUCUUCACGUGCUGUCGCUGCAGCAAGGGAUUCCUCUGCCAGUACUCGCUCAAGCAGCACGAGCGCCUGCACGAAGGCCCCAGCAACCUGUGCACCAUCUGCGGCAAAACCUUCAGUAAAGCGGGCAUUGUGCGACACAUCCACAUGCAUAAAGGCGAGAGGAACUACUUGUGCACCACCUGCGGGAAGUCGUUUCUGUCUUCAGGCGAGCUGCUGCUGCACACGCGGAGUCACACGGGCGAGACGCCGCACACCUGCAGCCACUGCGGGAAGGGCUUCUCCACCAAAAGUCACCUGAUUGUUCACAUGCGCUCUCACACGGGGGAGCGGCCGUAUGUGUGUUCACAGUGUUCCAAGCGCUUCAUCACGCUGAACUGCCUGAAGAGACACACACUCAUCCACAAUGGCGUGAAGCCGUUUAAGUGCACAGUCUGCGAGAAAACGUUCUCCCAGCAGGGGAACUUAAAAAGACAUUUGACGACUCACACGCCCGACCUGUCAACUUGAAAUCAGAAGUGAAAUAGACCGUCGCAAACGUCGAUUACUGGAGUACCUAUGAGAGAAACA
Messenger RNA from Thalassophryne amazonica, 1992 nucleotides. RefSeq names its product zinc finger protein 331-like. Gene Ontology annotation, biological process: negative regulation of transcription by RNA polymerase II. Gene Ontology annotation, molecular function: DNA-binding transcription repressor activity, RNA polymerase II-specific. The transcript has 11 exons. The record is from RefSeq and is a predicted model, not a curated record. NCBI's taxonomy places the organism in Eukaryota, Metazoa, Chordata, Actinopteri, Batrachoidiformes, Batrachoididae. The coding region runs from base 106 to 1932 and encodes 608 amino acids.